Molecule: messenger RNA, 3682 nt
Organism: Lepus europaeus (European hare)
Lineage: Eukaryota; Metazoa; Chordata; Mammalia; Lagomorpha; Leporidae
Gene: WDR3
Product: WD repeat domain 3
Exons: 27
Coding region: 164-2995 (943 amino acids)
Biological process (GO): maturation of SSU-rRNA
Cellular component (GO): small-subunit processome; Pwp2p-containing subcomplex of 90S preribosome
Molecular function (GO): snoRNA binding; protein binding
Source: RefSeq, a predicted model, not a curated record
CGGGCCCAGUCGGCCGGAGCCUCGUGGAGGCUGAGUUGAGACCUGGAGGUUUCCCGGGGCUGCUGAUCGCUGGUCGGAUUUGGCUGAUGCUGGCCCGGAGCCUCGUGGCGUCUGCAAGACCCCAGGAGAGGAUUGCCUUACCUGUGGUAUCGGACAUCAUAACAUGGGUCUCACCAAACAGUACCUGCGCUAUGUUGCUAGUGCAGUCUUUGGCCUGAUUGGCAGCCAAAAAGGUAAUAUUGUCUUUGUGACACUCCGUGGUGAGAAAGGACGCUAUGUGGCAGUACCAGCCUGUGAACAUGUUUUCAUUUGGGACUUAAGGAAAGGAGAGAAGAUCCUCAUCCUUCAGGGGCUAAAACAAGAAGUCACUUGCUUAUGUCCCUCCCCAGAUGGACUGCAUUUAGCUGUUGGUUAUGAGGAUGGCUCCAUCCGAAUCUUCAGUCUUCUGAGCGGGGAAGGAAAUGUGACCUUCAAUGGACACAAAGCAGCUAUCACUAGCUUGAAGUAUGACCAGCUAGGAGGCAGGCUGGCAUCUGGGUCCAAGGACACAGAUGUUAUUGUGUGGGAUGUGAUCAAUGAAAGUGGCCUCUACCGUUUAAAGGGGCACAAGGAUGCCAUCACACAAGCGCUGUUCCUACGAGAAAAGAAUCUGCUGGUUAGUAGUGGGAAAGAUACCAUGGUGAAGUGGUGGGACCUUGAUACCCAGCACUGCUUCAAAACGAUGGUUGGCCACCGAACUGAGAUAUGGGGAUUGGUUUUGGUGUCACAAGAAAAGCGACUCAUCACUGGGACUUCAGACAGUGAACUGAGGGCUUGGGAUAUUUCCUACCUGCAAGAGGUGGAAGAUCAGGAAGAACCAGAACCUAAGAAAAUCAAAGGAUCUUCUCCUAGACUGCAGGACACACUUGAAGCAGAGGAUGGUAACCUUGAAAUGGAUGAAGCUCCCGAGGAUCGCAUCCUUUCAUGCAGAAAAGCUGGUUCCAUAAUGCGAGAAGGAAGGGACAGAGUUGUGAACCUCGCAGUCGACAGGACAGGCAGGAUCCUUGCUUGCCAUGGCACUGAUUCUGUGCUUGAAGUGUUUUGUGUCCUUUCUAAAGAGGAAAUUCAAAAGAAAAUGGACAAGAAAAUGAAGAAAGCUAGAAAGAAAGCAAAAUUAAAUUCUUGCAGUGGAGAAGAGGAAGACCUUGAAAUCAAUGUCAAAAUGACUCUGCAAGAUGAAAUUCAGCGAGUAGCUAAUAUCAAAAUGUCUGCCAAAAUCAAAUCCUUUGAUUUGAUUCAUUCACCUCAAGGAGAGUUAAAGGCUGUCUUCUUGCUGCAGAACAACCUGGUGGAAUUAUACUCACUGAACCCGUCCUUGGCCACUCCUCAGCCGGUCAGGACCAGCAGAAUCACCAUCGGGGGCCAUCGCAGUGAUGUGCGCACUUUGUCAUUCAGCUCAGACAACAUCGCUGUCCUUUCAGGAGCAGCUGAUUCCAUUAAGAUAUGGAACAGGUCUACACUGCAGUGCAUUCGCACCAUGACUUGUGAAUAUGCGCUUUGUUCCUUCUUUGUACCUGGUGAUAGGCAGGUAGUCAUAGGAACAAAGACCGGGAAGCUGCAGUUGUAUGACUUGGCCUCAGGAAAUCUGCUGGAGACAAUAGAUGCCCAUGAUGGAGCUUUAUGGUCCAUGUCUCUCUCUCCAGAUCAGCGUGGCUUUGUGACAGGUGGUGCAGAUAAAUCUGUCAAGUUUUGGGAUUUUGAGUUGGUGAAAGAUGAAAAUAGUACCCAGAAGAGACUUUCUGUAAAGCAAACCCGAACCUUGCAACUAGAUGAAGAUGUCCUGUGUGUGAGUUACUCUCCCAAUCAAAAGCUAUUGGCCGUGUCUUUGCUGGACUGCACUGUGAAAAUUUUCUAUGUUGACACUUUAAAGUUUUUUCUCUCACUGUAUGGACACAAACUUCCUGUUAUAUGCAUGGACAUCUCUUAUGAUGGAGCACUGAUAGCAACCGGCUCUGCUGAUAGGAAUGUGAAAAUCUGGGGUUUGGACUUUGGGGACUGCCACAAGUCUCUCUUUGCACAUGAUGACAGUGUGAUGUACCUGCAGUUUGUACCUAAGUCUCACCUCUUCUUCACUGCUGGGAAAGACCGUAAGAUUAAGCAGUGGGAUGCAGACAAAUUUGAACACAUACAAACUCUGGAGGGACACCACCAGGAGAUUUGGUGUUUGGCUGUAAGCCCCAAUGGAGACUAUGUUGUAUCAUCAUCCCAUGACAAAUCUCUGAGACUUUGGGAGAGAACAAGAGAGCCUCUUAUUCUUGAGGAAGAAAGGGAGAUGCAAAGGGAAGCAGAAUAUGAGGAGAGUGUGGCCAAAGAAGACCAGCCAGCAGUUCCAGGGGAGACUCAAGGUGAUAGCUACUUUACUGGAAAGAAAACUAUUGAAACAGUUAAAGCAGCUGAGAGGAUCAUGGAGGCUGUUGAACUGUAUCGAGAAGAAACUGCAAAAAUGAAAGAACACAAAGCCAUUUGUAAAGCUGCAGGGAAAGAGGUUCCUCUUCCCACAAACCCAAUCCUGAUGGCUUAUGGCAACAUUUCUCCUUCAGCUUAUGUAUUAGAGGUUUUUAAGGGGAUCAAGUCAAGUGAGUUGGAAGAAUCUCUACUUGUGCUGCCAUUCUCUUAUGUCCCAGACAUCCUUAAGCUCUUUAAUGAAUUCAUCCAGCUGGGCUCUGAUGUUGAACUUCUAUGUAGGUGCCUCUUCUUCCUUCUCAGGAUUCACUUUGGACAGAUCACUAGCAACCAAAUGCUUGUGCCAGUGAUAGAAAAAUUAAAGGAAACAACUAUUUCAAAAGUCAGCCAAGUCCGGGAUGUUAUCGGCUUCAAUAUGGCAGGUCUUGAUUAUCUCAAGAGGGAAUGUGAGGCAAAAAGUGAAGUUAUGUUUUUUGCUGAUGCUACUAGCCACUUGGAAGAAAAGAAGAGGAAGAGGAAAAAGAGGGAGAAGCUAAUUUUAACAGUGACUUAGAACUGGAUUCUGGGUGCCUUUUUCUACAUUUUCCUUAAAAGAACUAAAUGGAGAGGCAGCAGAAUUGGCAUCAUCUUAAAAAUACGCAGAUAACAGAAGAUCAUGUUGCAGAAGAUCUCAGGAUGUGGCUCCCAGCUUUGCUUGAAGGAAUUCCAACAUGGGACUGUGGUCUGGCUCCACUUCUUGGAUAUAACCAUGAUUAGUUUGAAAAUCUUUCUGUGCUCUCAAAGGUUGAGCUCUGUGGCGGUUGUUCCCUUUGUAUUCUAAUAGGGAGCAAAGAAUUGUUUUCAUUAAGAAUUUGUUUCUCUAGAGUUGAAAUUAACAUUUCAAAAGAUUUCCAUAUUUUUAUGGCAGAUGAUUUGUAUGAUUUAUUCUUUUUAUUACCUCCUAGUGAGGUAAUCAGGUGCAUAAUUGAUUGCCCUCUGCCCAUCAAUGGCAGUGUCAUGGACUUGUGGAGCUUAAAAGGACUUAAACUUAACCUCUUGCAGGCUCUGUUAUAUCUAUAUAUAAGAAGAUAUUGCUCUUUAUAUUUUUCUGAAUAAAUGAGUUAUUUCUGAUUAAAGAGCAGUCAUGCUAAGAGUAUGCUGUGCUUCGGAGCAGGGAAUGCACUAUGUGUGUUGGGGUAGGGAUUUGGGGAGGUAGGAAGGUUCUAGAAAGAGAUUGACAUAGACACUUCUGGGCCUGGGC